AUGGAAAAGGGAAACAUAGACGAUAUCUGGACAAUUCAAAAAGUCGGUACACCGUUUCCGUCGAACGUGGCAAAGGCGCCUGGUGAAACCAACAAAUAUGUGGCACUAUGGUACAAGCAUGGGAAGCCAGUGAUGGGAAGAGCCUGGAAUGAUUCUGGAGUUGUUAAAUGCACAUUUGUGGCAGAUAACAAGAUCUACAGUGGUCCAGACGUUGGUGGAAGCAUCCAGUUGCUGAUAAUUGAACCUGGUGAUAACAAACCACGCUCGUUUCAUUACGAUUGGGUCAACUACAAAAAAGCUCAAAGUUUGACAAUUGAAGGAAAAUAUGAGAUGGUUCGAUGCGAGUACAGUGCAUCCGUUUAUUGGCCAGAACACGGAUUGCUGGGAUGUAUUAGUACAGAUAAGCUUGUCGCUUAUUUUGUAGACAAUGACUCUCAAAUCAUGAGCACGAAGAAAACGGACGAGCUUCUUGUGCUCUGUAAAAUUGCUGGAACAAAAGAAGCGCAUGUUGUGGAGAAGGAAAAGGAGAAGAGCUUGGUUGGAAGUGCUAUUAUGAGGUUGUCUACUGUUAACAAUGAUUGGGAAGAUUUCAACUGGGGAAGUGCAUGGCCAGUCAGCAAAAAUGUGAUGAGCACUCCAAAGAACAUUCCCUCAGUUGGUUUUGACCAAUUCGUUGCCCUAUGGUAUCGCCACGGAAAACCAGUGAUGGGAAGAGCAUGGCAGAAGAACGGAAGAAUCGAGGCAUUGUUUGUAGACUCGAAUCGAGAAUUCACAGGAGCUACAGUAGGUUCUCUUCAACUUUUGAUCAGCCUACCUCCCACUACAGUUGGAUACGACUAUGUAUGGAUGACCUACGGACAGGCGGUCGACUAUCGCGACAAGGACUACGUGCCAGUACAUCUCAGCUACAUUUGUCCAGCCAUAGUUCCUGUCAAUGGUAAACAUCUUCUAGGACAGGUGAACAUGAAGACGGAAUGUGCUACGGUGGCGUUGGAUGGAAUGGUGACCCAGCUAGAUGGUGGACCCGUCAAGUCGAUAUUUGUUCUUUGCCGACGCGAGAUGGCAGAGACUAUGCUCAUUUGA
Molecule: messenger RNA, 1083 nt
Organism: Caenorhabditis briggsae
Lineage: Eukaryota; Metazoa; Nematoda; Chromadorea; Rhabditida; Rhabditidae
Exons: 8
Coding region: 1-1083 (360 amino acids)
Source: RefSeq, a predicted model, not a curated record